Molecule: messenger RNA, 933 nt
Organism: Musa acuminata AAA Group (dessert banana)
Lineage: Eukaryota; Viridiplantae; Streptophyta; Magnoliopsida; Zingiberales; Musaceae
Product: protein SOB FIVE-LIKE 5
Exons: 4
Coding region: 192-755 (187 amino acids)
Biological process (GO): cytokinin biosynthetic process
Source: RefSeq, a predicted model, not a curated record
GGGGGAGGAUGGCACCUGUCAUCAGCGUUGGGACAAAACUAGUCUGGGAUUUGGCUUGGAUUCCCCUUCUGCCGCUUACUAAUAUGUCUGCCUCUCGGAAAGCAGUCGCCAACCACAAGGAGAGGAAGCAGCGGCAGCAGCAGAAGAAGAAGAGCUACGGGUAGCAGAACUCCUCAUCCUGUACUCGUCAAAUGAAGCCGGGGGAGGAGGAAGAGAUGAGCUCAGACUGCAGCAGUGGGUGCCAGUCCGGUUGGACUGCGUACUUGGAGGAUGAGGAGGAGGAGGAGGAGGAGGAGGACCUGUCCAUGGUCUCUGACGCAUCCUCUGGUCCACCGCAAUUGCGCGAAGAGGAUGAGCAGCGAUGCCGCUGCCAACGCAAAUCCAACCUCUGCGUUGGGAAGAUUGGCUGCCUCUGCCCCGUCUCAGCUCCAGCUGCUGCUGCUGCCAUGGCCAGAGAUGGUUGCAAGAAGAGGAGAGUCGGAGAGGAGCAACACAUCGAGCACUCCUCUGUUUUGGUUGACACUGCCACCUCCCCUCUCUUCGGCUAUUCCAAGGCUCGCUUCAAAGACAACAACUACUGCUACUACCAAAUGAAGCCCAUCAAUGCUUUGGACUUCACUCGGAGCUUCUCAUCUGCUCAUAUUGAGGAGAGUUCUGCGCUGCAGAAGCAAAUAGGCUACCUUCAAUCCUAUACUCCUCUAAAGCCAACCUCAGCAAGACCAGUAUCAAGGAAAGAAAGGAAAACAAUUUGGUGACCAGUCUCAUAUCACUGUUCUCAGGAAGAAGAAGAAGGACUUGUAUAGAUAUCGGAGAACUUUCCUUAGCUUUCUUUUGCUUAUUUUACAUGCUCUCUGGUGUUUUCUCUUCACCUGUCAUUGCAAUGGGAACAACCGGACAAAAAAGGGAAAAAAAAUCAUUUGUCUUCUGUUUUCA